Molecule: messenger RNA, 243 nt
Organism: Fusarium pseudograminearum CS3096
Lineage: Eukaryota; Fungi; Ascomycota; Sordariomycetes; Hypocreales; Nectriaceae
Exons: 5
Coding region: 1-243 (80 amino acids)
Source: RefSeq, a predicted model, not a curated record
AUGGGUAAGGCUGGUGUUGUGAGAAGCCUUACCUCGCAGGAAAGAUAUUCGGCUGAGGCAACAUUGAGCGACUGUGGCAACAUUGAGCGACUGUGGCAAAGUGAUUCUCUAGCUGUCGGCUCUCGCCCCCGACUGACUUGUUUAUUGUGUCCAGAGCUGUAUCUGAUUCAGUUGAGACAUUUUAGGAUACUGUCCAGCUGCGUAGAGAUCUGUAAAAGUGUUAUGAGUGGACAUCUUGGGUAA